AUGGCUGGGGCCUGGAAAAGAAAAAAGUGGGUCUUCGGAAUGCUGGGAGUGCGGCGCAGAAGACAAAGCAAAGAGAAACCUGUGCUCCGCUUGGUGGAGAGGCGAAGCAGAGCCACGCUAGUGCCGUUAAUUAAUCGGUACAUCAGGAGAGGGUCAACCAUCAUUAGUGAUGAGUGGCGAGCUUACAAUGAUCUGCCUCAACUAGGCUACAGGCACUAUACAGUAAACCACAGUGUUGCCUAUGUGAAUCCAGUAACAGGGGCCCACACCCAACAUAUAGAGAGAGCCUGGAGAACAUAUAAGGAGAAGAUCUGGCGACUUAGAGGAAACUGCUCAGAGGAGCUUCUUGAAGACCACCUUUUGGUCAUUGAGUGGGAAGACUGGCUUGCAAGGAAACACCGACAUAGCCCCUUAGGUCGUCUACUGCAUGACAUGCGGGUCAGGCAGGGACAUUUCUACCUCAUGGUGGAGACUCAAGUAGCUUCUACUGACUAA
Xyrichtys novacula (pearly razorfish) is the source of this 495-nucleotide messenger RNA. The record is from the annotation of a GenBank genome assembly. Lineage: Eukaryota; Metazoa; Chordata; Actinopteri; Labriformes; Labridae.